UAGACAAGGAGGGAUCAAUACGCAUCUGGGGACUGGAGAUAAUGUACAUGGGAGCCUCAGAGGGCUUUUCAUGUGGCUCUGACUCACCCUGACUCUCCCGUGAAGUGGAAAGGAGGAAACACCACACCACUCAGGUGUGGUCAGCCUUUGACCAUUGUUGUGAAUGCCCAAAAGUUACCACAGUCCCUUCCCAAUUACUCAUUUUGCUUUAGCUGUGGUUGAGCUAAGACUUCUGGCUCAAGGAAAGCUGCAGAAGAGGAGACAGGAUGAGGCGGGAAGAGGAGGAAGAGGAGGGAACCAGGAUGAAAGCAAAAGGAGACCUAGAGAUGAAGGAGGAAGAGGCAGUGAGUGAGAAGGGAGAACCGGUUGGUCCUUUCAUGAGAGCCAUGCCCGCCCCUCUGCCGCACAACAAGGGGACCCGGUUUUCAGAGGUAUGGGAGUAUUUCCACCUGGCCCCUGUUCGUGCUGGCCACCACCCCAACCAAUACGCCACCUGCCGCCUGUGCGGCAGGCAGGUGAGCCGUGGCCCUGGGGUUAAUGUGGGCACCACAGCCUUGUGGAAACAUCUGAAGAGCAUGCAUAGAGAGGAGCUGGAGAGGACUGGCCAUGGUCAGGUGGGGCAGCGCAAGGACCCGAGGCCCCAGGGGCCCCAGCUCCCCAUAGGGAUCGAGGGCGACUGGGCCCGGCUCCUGGAGCAGGUGGGGGCCCUGGCGUUGUGGGCCAGCCAGAGGGAAAAGGAGGUGCUUAGGAGGGAGAGGGCCGUGGAAUGGCGGGAGAGGGCAGUGGAAAGGCGAGAGCGAGCCCUGGAGGAGGUAGAGAAGGUCAUCCUGGAGAUGAAGUGGAAGGUGAGGGCCGAGAAGGAAGCCUGUCAGAGGGAGCAGGAGCAGCCUGCCUUGGCUCAUCCCUUCCAUUUUGUGUAAUCAGCCUGGGAGGUAUCUGUUCGGAAAACACAGACUUGAGGCUCACAGCAAAGAGCCACGUUAGUGUAAAUACAAAGUAUUUUGUUUUUAAGAGACAGAGUGCACAGCCGGUUAAUCUCAGCAGGGGUCAGCUGACCAAACACUUAUGUACAGGGUUCCUAAAGCUGUCCUGAUCAAAACUUCAAAAUGCAUUAACUGGAGAUAAAUGCUGUUUUGCCAUCAUGGGUCUGUGAGUUUGGGUAGGGAACGAACCACCCUGCUGUGUUGCUGAGUGAAAAUAACGGGAUUUAUGCUUUGUACUCGGUUUUGGUGGAGCUGAGGGUUCGGAUAGGUGGGGCUGGUCAGGUGGCUGGAAUGUCCCUAUGUGACCAGCUCACUCUAAGAGACCCCACCAGGAGCCGGGCUCAGGGUUCCUGGGGCCCAGGCCUUUGCACACAUCCCGGUGGUCAGUUGAGAACUGGGGACGGAGCUUGUUCUGUGCGGCCCAGCUGUGCAUGGACAUAGAAGCCUGCUCCUGAGAUCUCGGACCCCAUCUGGUGCAGGUCUUUCUCCCACUGGUGCUGUGUUGUACUACCUGCUCACAUUAAAGCUGUGUCACCAGCACAACCUG
Lontra canadensis (Northern American river otter) is the source of this 1530-nucleotide messenger RNA. It is a transcript of the gene ZBED2, whose product is annotated as zinc finger BED-type containing 2. NCBI's taxonomy places the organism in Eukaryota, Metazoa, Chordata, Mammalia, Carnivora, Mustelidae. The coding region runs from base 267 to 920 and encodes 217 amino acids. The transcript has a single exon. The record is from RefSeq and is a predicted model, not a curated record. Gene Ontology annotation, molecular function: DNA binding.